AAUUAAAACAGCCAGUGACCACAGUUUCUCACUUCUUCUUGUACUAGAUUUUAAUGGCGGUUGGUUCUCACUUCUUCAUUGCGUGACCAUUCUUGAGAGACGUGUUUCUUGCAGGGCUGCAAAAUCACAGCCAUUUUGCUCCAAAAAUUGACCCAAUCUGCUCCUGGCGAGCAUGAUAAUGCUCCUCCACACUGAACAGCUCUCUGAUAGCAGACGCCAUGCAGCGUGUAAUACAGGAUGUACCACCCCUGAAAUGGUUCCACAAAACGGAGAAGACUUGUGAAGGAUCUGCCAAUGGAGAUGAAUCUGCCUGGGGCAGAACUGGUUACAGCCACGCCCAUGGAGAAGGGGCUGAUGGCACCCAAAGCUCAGAGCUGGAUGAUUCAUCAUACUUUUUUUGGCUAUCAAGGCCUUCCUCUGGGAAAUUGUGUAUUUCUUUUGGAAACUUUCCUGAAAGCUCAGUGUGUUUCGUUCUUACAUGUCAUUACACAAAAGUCAAAUAGAAGGAUAUUUGUAAGGUGGCAAAGACAUUUACAUAGCAUUGGAGCUUGUCCUGAGGUGUUUUGAAAGAUGGUCAUAAAUCCAGGAAGGCUGAAACAUUGAGUAGUUGAUGACAAUUUUAAUGAACACAUAUGAUGAAAAACAAAACUUACAGUCAGACAUAAUUUAGAGGUGAAUCCAAAAUUGGGAACCAGAAACAUUAGCAUGAUGAGGAGAAUAAACAAGGUAAAAAAAGGAGGAACCAGGAAGGAGGAAUGACAAAGAGGUAAUUAAAUAAUUGGAGCAUGAAGUUACGGGUGUGAAGACAAAGAAACUAAGGAACACAGAAUAAUAAUGAAACUAGAAUCAAUAAAGCAAAGUGCAAAAAAACUCAACAACCAAGCAUAUUUCCCUUUUUGUCUCCAAAGACUGAAGAAGAAAAGGAAUAAGACAUUAAGCAGAGAAAACAGCAAAGGUCCCUGCUGUGCAGAUUACCAUUAAUUAGAAUCUUCGUUUUCUUAGUUAAUUUUUUGUCAUUUCUAAUUAAUGACAAAAAAAUUAACUUAUAACACCUUAGUCAUAGCUAAAUGAUUUAUCUAUGAUUUAGCUGGCAAAAAUUAUAGCCAGAUCAACCAAUAAAUUGUUUCUAUGAAAGGGUAAACAUGGAAAUGACAAACUUGGAGCAAAUCAAACAUUAUCUUAUUUGUACUCUCCAGGAGUGUCUUCCCUGUUUAAUUUUCUCACAUGCUUGAUGAAGAAAAUACAGUACAGCAUUUAGAGAUAUGUUGAACGUCAUUGACAAGUCCACACAAAAAGGCGGUUCUAAAGCUACACAGAAAUCUAAAUCUAUAUGUGUGUAUAUAUAUAUAUAUAGCCUUGACUGUCAGUCUCACUUUUAUCUGCUUUGGGUCAGAAAACCCACUGUGGCAACCAUGAAGUGGACUGUGGUGUGGUUGUGUUUCUUCAGUUUUGCUGGUGCUGCUCAAGCCAGGCAGGAUGACAACCAUGUCAACAACAUCUGCAGCACUUGGGGCACGCAGCACUUUAAGACCUUUGAUGGUGAUGUGUUCCAGUUUCCUGGCUUGUGUGAGUACAACCUGGUCAAAGACUGCCGCAAAUCCGAGAAGAAGUUUUCUGUGCACAUUAGACGAGAAGAAAAUGACGGAAAUAUAACAAUACGUUAUGUUGUGGUCACCAUCUCUGAAAAUACAUUCAACCUAACCGAGACUGAGGUCACUGAAAAUGGGAAUCCAGUUACUCUGCCACACUACAGUGGGGGAGUAAAGGUGGAAGAAAGUACAUUUUACAUCAGGCUUCGAGCUACCAAAGUCGGCAUUAUAGUCAUGUGGAAUCGUGAAGAUGCAGUCAUGGUGGAAGUUUCAAACGGAUACAAGAACCAAACUUGUGGCCUUUGCGGAGAUUUCAACGGCGUUCCCGUCUAUGAUGAGUUCAUGGAUAAUGGUUUUAAAGUGACUCCCAUUGAGCUUGGAAUCAAACACAGAGUCCAUCUGCCAAACGAUGAAUGCAAAGACCCCCCUGUAGAAGAUGAAUCAAAGACAAAUGUGUCACAUUCAUGCAAAGCAUUUCAAACCAUCUGUGAAAAAAUAUUUGACGGGGAUUCCUGGAGUUCAUGUACCAGCCUGAUUAGUGCUGAAGCUUUCAUCAAGGCAUGUGUGGUAGACAUGUGUGCCUGUAACAACGGUACCAGUUACUCCUGUGUCUGCAGCACAAUGUCUGAGUUUUCUCGUCAGUGUUCGCACGCAGGAGGACAGCCACCCGACUGGAGGAGACCUGAUUUCUGUGGUAAACAGUGUCCCUACAACAUGCAGUAUGAAGAAAGUGCUUUUCCUUGCAUGGAUACUUGCACACAUCAGGACACAAGAUUAGUGUGUGAGGACCAUAAAACAGAUGGCUGCUUCUGUCCUCCUGGAACGGUGUUUGAUGAUAUUUCUGAGAGGGGCUGCAUCCCUCUGUCUGAGUGUCAGUGCAAGCAUGACGACAUCUACGACUCUGGAGAGGUUUACCGUCAUGAAAAAACAAACUGUACUUGUUCAGAGGGGAAGUGGGAGUGUGAGACUUUCGAGACCCCGGCUACAUGUGCAGUUGAGGAAGGUUUACAUUUCACAACAUUUGAUGGUACUACCUAUACCUUUCAUGGAAAUUGUCUUUAUACCCUGGCCAAGGUGGAGAGCAAGGAUGGAAUAAGUCCAAACUUUACCAUUCGGGCCCAGUUGGGACAAUGUGGAGGAACAAAAUUUGAUAUUUGUCUAAAGGCUCUUAAAAUCCAUCUGGGCGUAGAUAAUGUAUUAAUGUUUACAUCUGAGGGAAAAGUUCAACAGAAUAUGGAGGACAUCAGUUUGCCAUAUUACUCAGGGGACAUCAGAAUAUUUCAUGCUUCAUCCUUUCAUAUUUUGCUCAACGCCAAGUUUGGCCUCCAAAUUCAGAUCCAGCGUGUUCCUGUUAUGCAAGUCUACAUCAGUCUGGAAAGCAGCUACAAAGAAAAGACACGUGGUUUAUGUGGAAACUACAACAUGGCUUUGAAUGAUGAUAUGACGACUCCUCAAGGGAGCCAAGAAGGAACUGCUGUAACUUUUGGUAAUUCUUGGAAGGCCGACCAAACAUGCCCAGAUGCAGGCAGAAUACUUGAAGACCCCUGUUCAGUCACUAUGAAAACUGAGAAUUAUGCCCGACACUGGUGCGAAAUGCUCAGAAAUUCAACUGGUUCAUUUGCAAACUGCCAUUCAGAAGUGAAUCCUGACUAUUACUACAAGCGCUGCCUUUACUCCACCUGCAGCUGUGAGAAAAGCGAAGACUGCUUAUGUGCCGUCUUCACCUCUUAUGGUCGGGCUUGUGCAGCAAAGGGAAAGUUUGUGACAGAUUUUGGAAACCAAUGCGAGAAACACACAAAGAGCUGUCCAUCAACUCAGAUCUUCACUUACAAUCACCGGAGAUGCCAGCUGACCUGUAGUUCACUGAGCUCAGAUCAGCAGAGCUGCACUUCACAUUUCUUGCCUGUGGUUGGCUGUUUCUGCCCUGAUGGUCUCUAUCUGAAUGAAAAAGAUGCUUGUGUACCCAAAGAAGAAUGUUCCUGUUCCCAUAAUGAAGAUUACAUUGAAGCAGGAACGUCUGUCAACAUCAAAUCUGAGCACUGUGUGUGUGCCAAUGGAAGGCUUCAUUGCCAUUCCUUGAAAAAGCAGAACACAGAAUGUCCUCAUCCAAAAGUGUACUUCAACUGCUCCACUGGGAUGGCUGAUGACCAGAGACCACACUGUGUUCAACGUUGUUUGAAUCUGGAUGAUGAUGUUUGUGAUGCGUCAGAAUGUGUAUCUGGCUGCAUGUGUCCUUCUGGUCAUUUUGAUGAUGGUCAAGGCUCAUGUGUGAAAAAGACAGAGGAUUGUUCAUGCAAGCACAAUGGUCAAUUCUAUAAGCCUGGAGUCGCAGUUUACCAAGAUUGUAACCGCUGUAUUUGUAGAGGUGGGAAGUGGAAAUGUACAUCAUACAGCUGUUCACAGAGCUGCAUUAUAUAUGGAAGUGGACAUCACAAAACAUUUGAUAAGCAGCUAUAUGAGUUUCAAGGAGACUGUUCCUAUGUUGCUGUCAAGAACAAAUGUUCUAAUAAAACGGUAGAGGAUGAAAUUGAAGUAAUCACAGAAGAUGAACCAUGUGGAUCAACAGGGACAACAUGUUCUAAAACUGUCAGGAUUCAGCUGGGGAAACAUGUGAUCAUCCUCACUGACGGCACUUUUAAAGAAAUAGUUUUGGAAAAUGGCACCGAAAUACCAUACGAAAUAAUAAAUCGAGGCUUCUAUGUUGUAGUACAUUCCAGCAUUGGUCUAAGAGUAAUUUGGGAUCGCAAAACCUAUUUUGUUAUAACACUGGAACCAUAUUACAAGGGUGAAGUGUGUGGCCUGUGUGGAAACUUUGAUGGUAAUGGAGAGAACGACUUCACCACCCGGAGUGGGUUGGUAGUGAGCAGCCCAUUAGAGUUUGCAAACAGCUGGAAAGGGGACAGCUCUUGCUCAAAUGUGGAUAAGCUUAUUGACGCUUGUGAAAAAGCACCUCAUCGAGACCAUUGGGCAAAAAUGAAGUGCAACAUCAUAAAUGGAGACACAUUCAAAGAAUGCCACUCCAAGGUAGAGCCCCAACCGUUCUACGAAAAAUGUGUGAAGGACUCAUGUGCCUGUGACACUGGAGGAGACUGCGAGUGUUUCUGUUCAGCUGUUGCAGCUUAUGCUCAAGCUUGCAAUGAUGCUGGUGUUUGCAUUUCAUGGAGAACUCCAGAAAUCUGUCCUGUCUUCUGUGAUUUCUACAACUUCCACAAUGAACAAUAUGAUUGCUUAUGGCACUACCAUCCAUGUACUCCAAUCACAUAUCAGGGUUGUUCAAAGCUAUUCUGUUCGAAGGUUUCAACCCCUACAACCACAGAAUCAACAACAACAACUGAAACACCAACUACAACCACAACUACAACAACAACCACAACAACUACACCCACAACAACAGAAUCAACAACAACUGAAACUACAACUGAAUCUACUACUGAAACACCAACUACAACCACAACUACCACAACAACCACAACAACUACUACAACUACCCCUACAACCACAGAAUCAACGACAACUGAAACUACAACUGAAUCUACUACUGAAACACCAACUACAACCACAACUACCACAACAACCACAACAACUACUACAACUACCCCUACAACCACAGAAUCAACGACAACUGAAACUACAACUGAAUCUACUACUGAAACACCAACUACAACCACAACUACCACAACAACCACAACAACCACAACAACUACUACAACUACCCCUACAACCACAGAAUCAACAACAACUGAAACUACAACUGAAACACCAACUACAAUCACAACUACCACAACUACCACAACAACUACACCCACAACCACAGAAUCAACAACAACUGAAACUACAACUGAAUCUACUACUGAAACACCAACUACAACCACAACUACCACAACAACCACAACAACUACUACAACUACCCCUACAACCACAGAAUCAACGACAACUGAAACUACAACUGAAUCUACUACUGAAACACCAACUACAACCACAACUACGACAACAACCACAACAACUACUACAACUACCCCUACAACCACAGAAUCAACAACAACUGAAACUACAACUGAAACACCAACUACAAUCACAACUACCACAACUACCACAACAACUACACCCACAACCACAGAAUCAACAACAACUGAAACUACAACUGAAUUUACUACUGAAACACCAACUACUACAACAACUACUACAACAACUACCCCUACAACCACAGAAUCAACGACAACUGAAACUACAACUGAAUCUACUACUGAAACACCAACUACAACCACAACUACCACAACAACCACAACAACUACUACAACUACCCCUACAACCACAGAAUCAACGACAACUGAAACUACAACUGAAUCUACUACUGAAACACCAACUACAACCACAACUACCACAACAACCACAACAACUACUACAACUACCCCUACAACCACAGAAUCAACGACAACUGAAACUACAACUGAAUCUACUACUGAAACACCAACUACAACCACAACUACGACAACAACCACAACAACUACUACAACUACCCCUACAACCACAGAAUCAACAACAACUGAAACUACAACUGAAACACCAACUACAAUCACAACUACCACAACAACUACACCCACAACCACAGAAUCAACAACAACUGAAACUACAACUGAAUUUACUACUGAAACACCAACUACUACAACAACUACUACAACAACUACCCCUACAACCACAGAAUCAACGACAACUGAAACACCAACUACAACCACAACUACUACCACAACUACACCAACAACCACAGAAUCAACAACAGCAACUAAGUCUACAACUAAAUCAUUGCCUACUACCACCACUUCAACAUCAACUAAAAAACCACCUCCAACUACAUCCACCCCAUGUGAACAGUGGGGUGUGCAGCAAAAUGAGAUGUUUUAUUUUUGCAACUGCACCAUGGCAAGAUGUAUUGGAGGCAAUAAAAUUGAAAUAGUUCCAUAUGAAUGUCCAACUAUGGAGCCCGUAACUUGUGCCAAUGGGAAAAACCCUGUUCUUGUAUAUGAUUAUUAUCAUUGCUGCCAACAUUAUGAAUGUGACUGUGAAUGCGAAGGCUGGGGAGAUCCUCAUUACAUUACUUUUGAUGGCAAAUACUACAGUUACCAAGGAAACUGUACCUACUAUUUGAUGAAAGAAAUUACACCAAUGCAUGGCUUAGAAAUUUUAAUUGAAAAUGUCCAUUGUGACCCUACUGAAGAUGUUUCCUGUCCUCGAGCUUUAAUUGUGAAUUAUGGAGCACAAAGUAUCAAACUGAUCAACUUUAAUCUUGGUGGACGACCUGAUUUGAAGGCAUUUAAAAAUGAAGAUGUAGAAAAUCUAAGGCUCCCUUAUUGGAAAGAUGGUGUUAAAGUGAUGAGCACUAAUAUUAACUUGGUGUUAGAGAUCCUUCGUCUAAAUGUGGUUGUUAAAUUUGGAAGAACUGGCUUCAGUAUCAACCUUCCAUAUAAGUACUUUGGAGGAAACACACAGGGUCAUUGUGGAACUUGCUCCAACAAUCAAGAUGAUGACUGCAGAUUGCCUAGCGGUACAGUAGCAGAAAAUUGCGGUGUGAUGGCCGACGACUGGCUUCUGAAGAAAGAUAAGGGAAAAACUGGCUGCAUACCUAAACGUACACCUCCACAGAAACCAUGCAAACAAAAUCCAGAUUCUGUUUGUGAACUGCUUAAGGACCCCUCAGGUGCCUUUGCUGAAUGCCAUUCCCAGAUCUCUCCAGACAAUUUCUACAAAGGAUGCGUUUUUGAUAGCUGCUAUGUUCACAACCGGGCAGUGGAGUGCACAAGUUUGGAGACUUAUGCUGCUGCCUGCGCAGAGAUUGGAAUUUGUAUUGACUGGAGGAAGUACACUAAUAUAUGUGCCAGCAACUGUCCAUCAGGCAAAAUUUAUAAAUCUUGUGGACCUGCAGACCAACCAAGCUGUGAGGACAAUCCUAACGAUCCAGUCAUGAACUACACUACUGAGGGCUGCUAUUGUCCUGAAGGAAUGAAACUGUUCAGCAAAGAAUCAAAUAUUUGCGUUAAAAGUUGUGGAUGUCUUGAUCCCAAUGGGAAGCCCCGUGAGUUCAACGAGACAUUUGAAUACAAAUGUCAGGCCUGUGUGUGUGACGAAUCCACCAAAACUGUGAUCUGUAAGCCUAAGACGUGCCCACCCACUGCUUUACCAAAAUGCAUCUAUCCAGGAUUUGUUCUUGUCAACCAAACUGAUCCAUCAAAUCCCUGCUGCAAUGUCCAUGUUUGCCAAUGUCAGAGCCAUGCUUGUCCAGACAUCAACAUGAACUGUGAUGUUGGCUUUAUGCCAAACAUCAGUGUUCCAGAGGGAAAAUGCUGUCCAGAAAGUACAUGUGAACCCAAAAGAGUCUGUGUGCUAAAUGAUGUUGAAUAUCAGCCUGAUUCUUCCGUUCCUGGCCAAAAAUGUGAGAACUGCUUCUGUUCCUCAAGCUCUUCAUCUGGUGGUCUGAUGGAAAUAAAGUGCGAGAAGCAGCAGUGCAAAGAAACAUGCAGAAGGGGAUUUGAAUAUAAAAAACCCAACUCAGAUGAUUGCUGUGGGACGUGUGUGCAGACCCAGUGUGUGUUCAUUGUUAAUGGCAAUGAGACACUCUUAAAGGAAGGAGAAACCUGGUCACCACCAGAAAAUAAAUGUGAAAGUAAGACUUGUGUUAAGAAUGGUGAGACUCUUACAGUCACCAAUAAGCAAAUCAUUUGCCCAGCAUUCCAAGAGAGCAACUGCAAGAAUGACACAAUUCAGACUGCAGCAAAUGGCUGCUGCAAAAUCUGUGUGGAAAAAGAGAAGGCCUGCAGUCUGGUUAGCCGGACAACUCCUAUCAACCACAAUGGCUGUCGGUCUGAGUUGAAUAUGCCGUCAUGUGAAGGAUCAUGCGUCACUUUCACUAAAUACUCUGACGCAGCGGGUGCUAUGGAGCAUUCCUGCUCCUGCUGUAAGGAGAGACGCGCCAGCAACCGCACUGUUACCCUGGCAUGUAACGAUGGUGCGCACGUCCAGUUCACUUAUGUGCAUGUGGAGGAGUGCGGCUGUGGUCACACAGAGUGCACCACACCUGCUGCACUGCAUGUUCGCAGAAAGCGACGCUUCACACUGCAGUGACCCAAUCCUCUGUCCUCACAUGUGGGAUACAGAUGUAUCUCCAAGAAUCAUUUAAUUAAUCAUUAAAUCUCUAAUAAGGUAUAGCAUACUUUGUGGAGUUCAUUUAUCAGUUGAUUGAAUAAAAGCAUGCAUCUAA
This is a messenger RNA of Xiphophorus hellerii (green swordtail), 8838 nucleotides long. RefSeq names its product mucin-2-like. Gene Ontology annotation, molecular function: protein binding. The record is from RefSeq and is a predicted model, not a curated record. Lineage: Eukaryota; Metazoa; Chordata; Actinopteri; Cyprinodontiformes; Poeciliidae.